Molecule: messenger RNA, 1122 nt
Organism: Botrytis deweyae
Lineage: Eukaryota; Fungi; Ascomycota; Leotiomycetes; Helotiales; Sclerotiniaceae
Exons: 5
Coding region: 1-1122 (373 amino acids)
Source: RefSeq, a predicted model, not a curated record
AUGCUUCUCUCUCCUCAGAAAUUCCUUGCUCUCUUUGUAGCAUUUGGACUCCACAAUGUGGCUGCUCGAGCCUUGCCUCGAGCCAAUGAGUUAGCAUCGAUUUGUUCUACUUCAGAUUGUAUAUACGACAGAACCAAUUCCCAUCGGGGAGAUCUUUUCCCACGCAUCCCCGGUGGGCGGCCCAUCACUGUGAAGCCAGAGCCCAAACCCAAACCUAUAACCGAACCAAAUAGUCCCGCUAAGCCGGAUACUCCGACAACGGUAGAUCCAGCGACAACUACGUCGAAUGAUGCUCCUGAUGUGAUUCUGACGCCGACUCAAUACAAAACACGUGGCGAUACUGUCCAGAACAACCUCAAAGAUGCAAUAACCAAAAAGGCAGUUAGCAAGACAGUACAACCUGCAGGAACGGAUCCAGUACCUGGUGACGGGUCAGUUGCCAAUGUCUUUGACGGUUAUGAUCUAUGUAAUCUUGCAGGCGCCAAACCAGGCGUAUCAGUGACAAACGAAAGAAAGGUGUACGAGGAUCUCGAAGGAACAUUCGCAAAACCAGAACUAAACAUCCCGAGUGAUACGUCAUUCACUGAAAUGCAUUGGUUUGGUGCAGAAGAAAAUCUGAAUGCUCAAAGUUCAAUUGUUAAUUGGGGUGGAUAUAACGCAGAUAAAGGGAUCAUAGUAGUCAACGAUGUAGACUCAAGGAACGAUUUCCGUGGACCUACAGAUCCAAAGAAACUUGCCUCAUCCAGUAUCACCUACCAAUCCUUUCAAGCAAUUGCCGGGACUAAAGUUGGUGGCCUGAAGAUAGUUGUACAGAAAAAUGUGCCAAACCCAGGAUCCAGAAAAAUGAUUGCCGAUGCCUAUAAAAACCAAAAUCUGAAUAUUGAUUCGGACACAGGUGAUUGGGCAAUGGAUGCCAAUAAUUCAGCGAAGGAGAAGGCAUUUUUGACUCUUUUGGGUACUGACAAUGGAAGACCAACCAUAAAUAUGUUGACCGAUUUUCAUGACCCACUUGGGAACAAGAAGGUUACGAGAAUUUUGACGUAUCCACAUAAAGAUUGCGAGGAAGAGCUCAAUGAUGGGUUAGGAUGCUGGCAUAUGGCCUUGAUGAUUGGAACUUCCUGA